Molecule: messenger RNA, 2157 nt
Organism: Endocarpon pusillum Z07020
Lineage: Eukaryota; Fungi; Ascomycota; Eurotiomycetes; Verrucariales; Verrucariaceae
Product: Glycogen synthase
Exons: 6
Coding region: 1-2157 (718 amino acids)
Biological process (GO): glycogen biosynthetic process
Cellular component (GO): cytoplasm
Molecular function (GO): alpha-1,4-glucan glucosyltransferase (UDP-glucose donor) activity
Source: RefSeq, a predicted model, not a curated record
AUGGACGCCCCAGCUAUGGACGCCCCAGCUAUGGACGCCGUAAGCUCUACCAAGCGAGACAUUAAGAACCAUUUUCUUUUCGAAAUUGCGACAGAAGUCGCCAAUCGAGGCAAGCAAGAUUCCAGCUUGUUCCUCAAGUCCAAAGCUCCUGUGACCACCGCCGAAUAUGGAGAACGAUACUGUCUUAUUGGUCCUCUGAACCGCGCAUCGGCCGCCGUGGAAGUCGAGCCCCUAGAGCCUUCCUACCCACCUCUGAAGGAUACAAUCACCGCCAUGGGAGAGCGUGGGAUCAGCUUGCUAUACGGCCGCUGGCUAAUCGAGGGUGCUCCGAGAGUGCUUCUAAUUGAUACAUCAACCGGUUACCGCUGGCUAGAUGAGUGGAAGGGUGACCUGUGGUCUGCCGCCGGUAUUCCGUCACCUGCCGGAGACAGCGAAACGAAUGAGGCUAUUGUGUUUGGUUACCUUGUGGCAUGGUUUCUUGGCGAGUUCAUUGCCAAAGAGCAAUCCAGGGCGGUGAUCGCGCAUUUCCACGAAUGGCUUGCCGGCGUGGCCAUCCCUUUGACCAAGAAGCGACAUAUGGAUGUCACCACCAUCUUCACCACCCACGCGACUCUACUGGGUCGAUAUCUAUGCGCCGGCUCCGUGGACUUCUACAACAAUCUCCAGUACUUUGACGUGGAUGCGGAGGCCGGAAAACGUGGCAUUUACCAUAGAUACUGUAUCGAACGUGCCGCAGCUCAUUCGUGCGACGUUUUUACAACCGUGUCCCAUAUUACGGCAUACGAAAGCGAACAUCUUCUCAAACGCAAACCGGACGGCGUAUUGCCGAAUGGUCUUAACGUCAAGAAGUUUUCGGCAAUGCACGAAUUCCAGAAUCUACAUCAGCAGGCGAAGGAACGAAUUAACGACUUUGUCCGAGGUCAUUUCUACGGACAUAAUGACUUCGAGCCUGAAAACACCCUCUACUUCUUCACGGCUGGAAGGUAUGAAUACCGCAACAAGGGGGUUGACAUGUUCAUCGAAUCCUUGGCGCGCCUGAACCAUCGUAUGAAGGUUUCUGGUUCGAAAAUGACAGUCGUUGCCUUUAUCAUUAUGCCAGCGCAGACAACAUCAUUGACGGUGGAAGCUCUACGUGGCCAAGCUGUUGUCAAGUCGCUCAACGACACAGUUGGCGUGAUUGAGCGUGCAAUCGGCAGGAGACUAUUCGAGCGAUCGGUGCACUGGAAGGAAGGUGACCCCAUGCCGGAUGAAAAGGAACUUAUCACCAGUCAAGAUCGGGUCAUGAUUCGUCGGCGUCUCUUCGCGAUGAAACGAAGUGCGCUCCCUCCGAUCGUCACCCACAACAUGGUCAACGACUCGGAAGAUCCAAUUCUGAACCAAAUCCGCCGUGUCCAGCUUUUCAAUCAUCCCUCCGACCGUGUCAAGAUUAUUUUUCAUCCAGAGUUUCUGAACUCGGCCAAUCCAGUCCUACCCCUCGAUUAUGAUGACUUUGUCCGGGGAACCCAUCUUGGUGUCUUCUCUUCAUAUUACGAGCCAUGGGGUUAUACGCCGGCAGAGUGCACUGUGAUGGGUGUCCCUUCAAUCACUACCAAUCUGUCAGGCUUUGGCUGUUACAUGGAAGACUUGAUUGAGAACUCGUCGGACUAUGGCAUCUACAUUGUUGACCGAAGGAUGAAGGGUGUGGACGAUUCCGUCAACCAGCUUACAAAUUACAUGUUCGACUUCACCGGCAAGAGCAAGAGACAGCGGAUCAACCAGCGGAAUAGAACUGAGAGGCUAAGUGAUCUCCUUGAUUGGAAACGAAUGGGCAUGGAAUACGUCAAAGCCAGACAAUUAGCUUUACGGAGAGCAUAUCCCGACUCCUUCGUAGAUGCGGACGACUUCGACGAGAUCAUUGGCGGCACAGCACAGAGGAUAUCAAGACCAUUAUCUGUGCCAGGUUCACCGCGGGACCGCUCCGGCAUGAUGACGCCUGGAGAUUUUGCGUCUCUGCAAGAAGGUCGAGAAGGUCUCAGCACAGAGGAUUACAUAUCAUGGAAACUUCCUGAGGAAGAAGACACCGAGGACUAUCCCUUCCCACUAACGCUGAAGUCGAAGAAAGAUUCUGGCUCUACCUCGCCUGUCACUCCUGCCACCCCUGCCACGAAUGGAACAUAG